Molecule: messenger RNA, 1206 nt
Organism: Ambispora gerdemannii
Lineage: Eukaryota; Fungi; Glomeromycota; Glomeromycetes; Archaeosporales; Ambisporaceae
Source: the annotation of a GenBank genome assembly
AUGAAGGUUUCAACAGCUAAAAUACUUUUUAUCUUGACCAUUUCAAUCUUGAUAUUCGAUGUCAUUUUUGCAUUACCACUUCCUUCAAAAUGCAAAAGAAAACAUUCAUCUAACAAGCAUCUGUCGCAUCAUAAAGGUCACAAAGGUCACAAAGGUCAUAAAGGCCAAAAAGGCUCAAAAGACCACAAACCUGAAACUACACCACCCUCUUCUCCUGAUGUUCCUAAAAAUCCAUUUAAAUCACAUAAAUAUAGUUCCGAUGAUACCAGUUCCAAUGAUACCAGUUCCAAUGAUACUAGUUCCAAUGAUACUAGUUCCGAUGAUACCAGUUCCAAUGAUACUAGUUCCGAUAAUACCAGUUCCGAUGAUACUAGUUCCAAUGAUACUAGUUCCAAUGAUACCAGUUCCGAUGAUACUAGUUCCAAUGAUACUACUUCCGAUGAUACUAGUUCAAAUGAUACUAAUUCAAAAGAUACCAGUUCCAAUGAUACUACUUCCGAUGAUACUAGUUCCGAUGAUACUAGUUCCGAUGAUACUAGUUCCAAUGAUACUAGUUCAAAUGAUACUAGUUCCGAUGAUACUAGUUCCAAUGAUACUAGUUCCAAUGAUACUAGUUCCGAUGAUACUAGUUCAAAUGAUACUAGUUCCGAUGAUACUAGUUCGAAUGAUACUAGUUCCAAUGAUACUAGUUCCAAUGAUACUAGUUCCGAUGAUACUAGUUCCAAUGAUACCAGUUCAAAAGAUACUAGUUCAGAAGAUACUAGUUCCGAUGAUACCAGUUCAAAAGAUACUAGUUCAAAAGAUACUAGUUCCGAUGAUACCAGUUCAAAAGAUACUAGUUCAAAAGAUACUAGUUCCGAUGAUACUAGUUCCGGUUCAUCUGGAUCUGGUAAUUAUUCCGGUCAAGGAACAUAUUAUAACCCAUCACUAGGCGCAUGUGGUCAGACUAACAGUGACUCAGACCCUGUAGUGGCGCUUGCCGCUCCAGAUUUCGAUCCAACAACCCCUAGCGGUAAUCCAAAUAAAAACUCGCAAUGUAAUAAACAGAUAGAAAUUUAUUAUGAGGGAAAAUCGGUUGUUGGAACAGUCGUAGAUCGAUGCCCAGAAUGCGCAUCAGGAGAUGUAGAUAUGUCACCGUCAUUAUUCGAACAACUUGCAAGUAAGGAUAAAGGUCGUAUCGCUAUUACGUGGAAAAAAUUAUAUUAG